UGUAGUCUCUGGUCCACUAUGACUGUAGUACUGUUGUUCCCCUCCGGACCAGCAGGAGGCGAGACAUCCUCCAGCAUCACCGGGGCGACAGGAUAAACCUUCCCCAGCAACGAACCGUCGUUCCUUCCGGCUCCGGUCCCUUAAACAAGUGGAAAGAUGCUGAUGCCCAAGAAGAAUCGCAUUGCUAUCUAUGAGCUCCUCUUCAAGGAGGGAGUCAUGGUGGCUAAGAAAGAUGUCCAUCUGCCCAAGCAUCCGGAGCUCGCUGACAAGAACGUGCCCAACCUUCAUGUGAUGAAAGCGAUGCAGUCCUUGAAGUCCUGUGGGUACGUCAAGGAGCAAUUUGCCUGGCGUCAUUUUUACUGGUACCUCACCAACGAAGGUAUCCAGUACCUGAGAGACUUCCUCCACCUUCCCCCAGAGAUUGUGCCCGCAACCCUGCGCCGCCAGACUCGCCCUGAGACCGCAAGGCCCAGGCCCAAGGGAAUGGAAGGAGAGAGGCCCGCCCGCCUUAACCGUGGCGAGGCUGACAGAGAUAAUUACAGGCGAUCUGCUGCACCCCCUGGUGCUGACAAGAAAGCAGAGGCCGGUGCCGGAGCUGCCACAGAAUUCCAGUUCAGGGGUGGCUUCGGACGCGGCAGAGGACAGCAGCCUCAGUAAAUUUCACCUCAUCUUUCUGUACAAUAAAGAAAAUCAAAAUACAA
This is a messenger RNA of Sebastes umbrosus (honeycomb rockfish), 701 nucleotides long. It is a transcript of the gene rps10, whose product is annotated as ribosomal protein S10. Gene Ontology annotation, molecular function: structural constituent of ribosome; RNA binding. NCBI's taxonomy places the organism in Eukaryota, Metazoa, Chordata, Actinopteri, Perciformes, Sebastidae. The record is from RefSeq and is a predicted model, not a curated record. The coding region runs from base 157 to 657 and encodes 166 amino acids. The transcript has 6 exons. Gene Ontology annotation, cellular component: cytosolic small ribosomal subunit.